This is a messenger RNA of Colletotrichum spaethianum, 207 nucleotides long. RefSeq lists its product as uncharacterized. The record is from RefSeq and is a predicted model, not a curated record. NCBI's taxonomy places the organism in Eukaryota, Fungi, Ascomycota, Sordariomycetes, Glomerellales, Glomerellaceae. The transcript is spliced from 2 exons. Bases 1 to 207 code for a protein of 68 amino acids.
AUGGUCUUCGAUCAGGGCGUUGGCAAUAUCGGCGCAGCAUCGCAGAAAGCGCUCAUUCUCGGGUGGCAGGUUAUCGUUCUUGGACCGAGACUUAGUGACGGUGGCGGUGGUGGUGGCCAUCUUGACUGGUUGCUAGGCCGUUUGGCCGAGAGAUUCCAAGAUGCCUACGAGUUUGUCGGGUCGAUUCGCCUAUCUGCCGUAGUGUAG